CAAAACCGCCUCCCUUUCACAUAGCUGCCUCUUCUCUCUCCAAACCACACCAUCAGGCCGUCUUGUUUCUCCAGAUUUCUCUCUCUCACAACUCUCUCUCUCUCUCUCUCUGUUAAAUUCUUUCUGUGCAUGGCAGUCAGUAUCUUAUCUAAUGAGGUAUCUGACCUGUGUCUUGGAAAACCUGCGUUGAGCUCUCUGUCAGCUUCUGCAACCGUCGGUGACGCGUUGUCUGCUCUCAAAAGAUCUGGUGAUUUGUUCUUAAGCGUUUGGAGCUGUGAUCACCUUCACCAUUGCAACUCUCCAAUAUCGAUCCAGGUUGACUUUGAAGAAUGUAAAUGCGUUGGCAAGGUUUGCUUGGUGGAUGUGAUUUGCUUCUUGUCUGUAGAAGAGAAUUUGAAGAAUCCGGGAAAAGCCCUUCAAGAACCGGUCUCUGUGCUUUUAAAUUCUAAGGUUCCUGGACUUGUUAGGCACCUGGAACCGCAUGCCAGCCUGUUGGAGGCCAUAGAUGCCAUCCUUGGAGGGGCACUGAACCUUGUGAUUCCACUUCGCAACCCAUUCACAAGAAAGCUGGUAUACAAAUCCGCAGCCAACUCCACCCUCCACAACAACCGUGAGUACUGCUGGCUGGCUCAGGAAGACAUAAUCCGUUACCUCCUCAACUCCAUUGGCCUCUUCUCUCCAACUCCAAACCACACCAUCGAGUCCCUCGGCCUCAUUGACUCUGAACCCUUCUUUACUGUCCAUUAUGAUGACCCUGCCUCCUCUGCAUUGCCCUUGAUCUCUCAGUCCCUCAUUAAACAAACAUCUGUAGCCAUUCUUGAUACAGAUGGUAAGUUGAUUGGCGAAAUCUCACCAUUCACAUUGAACUUUUGUGACGAGACAGUGGCAGCUGCAAUCGCAACACUCUCUGCUGGGGAGUUGAUGGCUUACAUAGACUGCCGUGACCCACCAGAGGACCUGUUAAGGUUGGUGAAGGAAAGACUGGAAGAGAGGAAUCUAGGACCUGCUUUGGACUUGAUAGAAGAGGAAUCAGGAAUUUCAUCAUUGUCAUCGUAUUCAUCUUCUUCAGAUGAAGAGUUUGGAAUGGGAAGGAGUGGGGGGGUGUCUGGGCAUUCAGCAGGGGUGAGGGGUACCGCCCAGACAACCGUGUGCUAUCCAUGGAGCUCGUUGGUGGCAGUGAUGAUUCAGGCUCUUUCACAUCGUGUAAGCUGCACAUGGGUUAUUGAAGAGGAUGGCACUUUGCUUGGUGUUGUCACCUUCGCAGGAAUGAUUAAAGUGUUGCGGGAACGUUUGAAGUCAAUGGCGUGAGCAUUCAGAAUCAGGCACUUAAAAAAGGAAGAGCCAAAACUUUGAUUUUACGCCAACAUUCUGCUCAAUGGUUUCUUUUCUUUCAA
Populus nigra (black poplar) is the source of this 1394-nucleotide messenger RNA. Its product is annotated as CBS domain-containing protein CBSX5-like. The transcript has 2 exons. The coding region runs from base 130 to 1308 and encodes 392 amino acids. Lineage: Eukaryota; Viridiplantae; Streptophyta; Magnoliopsida; Malpighiales; Salicaceae. The record is from RefSeq and is a predicted model, not a curated record.